This is a messenger RNA of Rana temporaria (common frog), 2939 nucleotides long. It is a transcript of the gene CLIC6, whose product is annotated as chloride intracellular channel 6. NCBI's taxonomy places the organism in Eukaryota, Metazoa, Chordata, Amphibia, Anura, Ranidae. The coding region runs from base 4 to 2388 and encodes 794 amino acids. The record is from RefSeq and is a predicted model, not a curated record. The transcript has 6 exons.
GCCAUGGGAGAGGAGAGUCUAGCCUGUUCAGUUGAAGGUUCAGGGGCAGAGGAGAGUGUGACCCCCGCAGGGGAGGGUGCCGUAGGAGAGGAGAGUGUGACCCCCACAGUGGAGGAUGCAGGGGCAAUAGAGGAGAGUGUUACAACCACAGAAGAAGGUGCAGGGGCAGAGGACAGUGUGACUCCCACAGUGGAGAGCGCAGGGGCAACAGAAGUUAGUGUGAUUACCACAGAGGAGGGUGCAGGGGAGAGUAUGACACCCAUAGGGGAGAGUGCAGGGGCAACAGCGGUGAGUGUGACCACCACAGUGGAGGAUGCAAGAGCAGAGGAGACUGUGACAUCCAUAGUGGAGGGUGCAGAGGCAAUAGAUGAAAGUGUCAUUACUCCAGCAGAGGGUUCCAGACCAGAGGAGAGUGUGGCCCCCACAGUGGAAGGUGCUGGGGUAACAGAGGAGAGUGUGUCCCCUGCAGUGGAGGGUGCAGGGGCAGCAGAAGAGAGUGUGAGCCCUGCUGAGAAAGGUGCAGUGGAAAACGAGAAUACCACAGUAGAAGAAGUGUUUUCCCCCACAGUGGAGGAAGGUGCAUCAGAGAAGGGACAGGCUGUAACCCCCAUAGUGGAGGAGGCUGUAACCCCCGCAGAAGGGGAAUCUGUGAUUCCCAUAAUAGAGGAAGCAGUGGCUCCCACAGUAGUGAAAGCUGGGACCCCCAUAGUAGAGGAAGCUGUGACCCCAACAGUAGAGGAGGCUGUAACCCCCACAGAAGGGGAAUCUGUGAUCCCCACAGUAGAGGAAGCAGUGACCCCAACAUUAGAGGAGGAUGCAGGGCCAAAGGAGGAGGUUGUGACCCCCACAAAGGAUGAGGGGCUGAACCCCAGGGCAGAACAGGGUGAAGCGGGCACAUCUGUGGCUAUAGAGGGAGGUACAGCUGAGAUUCAGGACAUUGUAAGUCUGGCUCAGGUAGAGUUAGAAAUUAUGGAGGAACCUGCCGAAUCUGACCAUGGUGACACUGGUGCUGGGAAUGUCAGUGCUGAGGACAGUGGUGCAGUACAAAAAGCCAAAGAAGAAGAGGAAGAAAGCAGUGAGAGCAGUGAAGGGACAUCCAGUAGUGACGAAGAACAAGAAGAAGAGAAGGAACAGAAGGUUGAAGAUGCAGAGGGAGGAAAUAAAGAUGAGGAGCAGCAGGAGGCUGAGGAAGAACCUACAGAACGGGUAGAAACUGAUACAAAUACAGAAGAGACAGGAACUGUUACAGGAGAUCAGGAAGUUAUGGAAAGUGUGACUAAUGAGGAAGAAUCCCAAGUGGCCAGCGAAGAGGAAAAAACAGAUCUGGUCCUCCAGGCAGGAGAUGCAGAGGAACCAGGAACCAUGGGAGAUGUCCCACUUGAUGGACCUGAUAAUACAUUGGACACCACAGUACCAGCAGAGAGCCCCCCAGAACAGGACAACAUUGUCAUAACAGAAGAGGCUGAAGUGGCACAAGGACUGGAAGAAGCUCCUUUAGGGGAGGCUCCUGGAACCGAGGAAACCCCAACACCGGUUCUUCCAGAAAAGGAGGCCCAGCCAGACGGUCCUGAUCCCGGACAAGACACAGCCGUGGGCGAUGUGAUUAGGGAAAAUGGAACUAGUCCUUCGAGUGGCCCAGAAACUCCCCUGGAGAGCAACGACCUACCCCAGGAACACGACAUAUCCCUGUUUGUCAAGGCCGGUAGUGACGGUGAAAGUAUUGGCAACUGUCCGUUUUCUCAGCGCCUAUUUAUGAUCCUGUGGCUGAAGGGUAUCAUUUUUAAUGUCACCACAGUGGAUCUGAAGAGGAAGCCAGCAGACUUACAGAACCUGGCUCCGGGAACCAACCCUCCUUUUAUUACAUUUGAUGGGGAGGUGAAAACUGAUGUGAACAAAAUUGAGGAGUUUCUGGAGGAGAAGCUGACAGCGCCAAGGUAUCCCAAACUUGCCCCAGUACACCCAGAAUCCAAUUCAGCAGGAAAUGACGUGUUUGCAAAGUUCUCAGCCUACAUCAAAAACCCUAAGAAAGACUUAAAUGAAACGCUAGAAAAAAACUUACUGAGGUCCUUAAAGAAACUGAAUGACUUUUUGGAUUCCCCUUUGGCUGAUGAAAUUGAUGCCUACAGCACAGAGGAAGUCCUGGUCUCCAACAGGAAGUUUCUGGAUGGGGAUGAGCUGACGCUAGCAGACUGCAACCUUCUACCAAAACUGCACAUCAUAAAGGUGGUAGCCAAGAAAUUCCGGAAUUUCGAAAUGCCGCCAGAAAUGACUGGAAUCUGGAGAUAUCUGAAUAAUGCUUAUGCCAGAGAUGAGUUCAGCAACACAUGCCCGGCAGAUUACGAGAUUGAAUAUGCAUAUUAUGGUGUGGCCAAAAGAAUGGGGUCAUAAACCAACCUAGUUGGGUUCACUAGAUCUUUUUCUUUCAGGGGGUUGGAUGAGAAGGGGUUGCUUACCUCAGGUAUAAAACAAAGAAGAAACAGGAGCCAUAUAAAGUCAAGCUUCAUCCAAGCUUCUUGGGUGGCGUGUGAUGAGGGGACUUUUAUUGUGUCACGUUAUACCUCUCUGCAGACUAUUCUUCCGAUGAUCCACCACUGUGAAGAUCAUCCAACACUCUCCUCCUCCCACAUUUACCAAUUUCCAGACACACUGCAGCAAGAGAUGCCAAGGUGAAGAGAAUGACGUAGGAACUUGGCAGAAGAUCUUCAUAAUGGUGGCAUCGUUAGUAUAUAACGCCAUACUCGAGAUCCUCUAAUCAUCCCCCAUCUACAGCUUAAUAUUCUGAUAUGUGCGGAAUUCCCUUUUAAGUAACCAUUUCUAUGAGCGUCUUCUGUUGGCUUGUUGCAGCUUUUCACAGCCUGUAGGGCUGACCAUAUUAUAGUUUUAAUCUAUAUAAUUCUGAACGCCAAAGUUAAAUUUUAUGCCCCGUCCAUACGACCGGA